AAUGCUUCUUGCUGGCUUCGCUCUGGUCGCUGCUGUCGGCUUCAGCGUUGCCACGCCUACGCUCAACACUGGCGACGUGAUGGAUCUCGACAAGCGGGCGCAAGUGCCAAUCGUCUACGAACUCGGCAUGACCGCGCCGAAAGGGUCUGAUUCACCCUUUGCUCAUUUCUCGUUGCACUUCGAUUCUGUCCAUGCUUAUUUCGACGAGCCAAUCAGCUGCCAGGAUGGAGAACUCGUUGCUUGCCACGCGCAAGCCGAGGGCCACGGCAUCAUCGAUGGCAUCCACUAUUCUGACUUUUGGUUCACGAGACCUUAUCACUGGUCGAUGCAUCUUCGUAUGUACCACUCGAAGACCGGUGGCGAAUUCUUCUCGUGGCAUCUCAAAUUUGGAAGCGUCGACGGAGAGGAUCCUAUCGACAAGUAUCUCAUGACAACCGAUGUCCAUGCACACGAGAUACCCUACGCGAAGUAAUCUCAAGCAUUUUCAUUGGCCAUGUCGCGACAGAUUGCAUCUUUGCUGGGCGCCAACACGAUAUCUUCGGCUUUGUCACACAUUCUCAGCAAUCGGCGAUCGCACGGUAACAAGCGCGGUGACCAUGAU
Molecule: messenger RNA, 601 nt
Organism: Mixia osmundae IAM 14324
Lineage: Eukaryota; Fungi; Basidiomycota; Mixiomycetes; Mixiales; Mixiaceae
Exons: 4
Source: RefSeq, a predicted model, not a curated record